Messenger RNA from Fraxinus pennsylvanica, 348 nucleotides. The record is from the annotation of a GenBank genome assembly. NCBI's taxonomy places the organism in Eukaryota, Viridiplantae, Streptophyta, Magnoliopsida, Lamiales, Oleaceae.
AUGAAGCGGCCCGGAACAUAUUCAGGAAUACUUUCAGGAGGAAUAUCAGGCAGAACUGGACCCCAUUUAUUGCCAUUGGCAAGAAUCAAGAAAAUCAUGAAGAAAUCAAAUGAUGAUGUGAAGAUGAUAACUGGAGAGGCUCCUAUUGUUUUCUCCAAGGCUUGUGAAUUGUUCAUAGAGGAAAUUACCAAAAGGGCCUGGAAUAUCACACUGCAAGGCAAGAGAAGAACCCUUUGCAAAGAAGAUGUUGCUUCUGCUGUUAUUACAACUGAUAUUUUUGAUUUUCUUGUUAAUCUUGUUUCGGAUUCUGCUAAGUCAGAGGAGUCUCAGCUCACAACGAAGGCAUGA